Insectozyma verbasci is the source of this 870-nucleotide messenger RNA. The record is from the annotation of a GenBank genome assembly. Lineage: Eukaryota; Fungi; Ascomycota; Pichiomycetes; Serinales; Debaryomycetaceae.
AUGGCCCCAUCAACAACUAUAACAGAAACUACAGCAACUUCCACUUCUCGUGGUUAUGCAAUGAAUCAACGUGGUUCACAUAAUAUUGCAAAAGGAGGACAACAUCCUUAUCAAUUACCUAAAUUUACCAAUCCCAAGGAUCAUCAAAAGUGGAUUCUUCAACACAUGGCAGGUGCAUUUCGGGUAUUUUCAAGAAAAGGUUUUGGUGAAGGUACAGCAGGUCAUAUUUCAGUACGUGAUCCAAUUGAUCCACAUACAUUUUGGAUUAAUCCACUCGGUAAACAUUUCGGUUUAAUUAAAUAUUCAGAUUUAGUUCAUGUUACUUCACAAGGUGAAAUUUUACCAGACGGUGCUCAAACUGCUAUAAACGCAGCUGGUUUUGCUAUUCAUUCUGCAAUUCAUGAAGCAAGACCAGAUGUAAAUGCUGCAUGUCAUACACAUUCAACUUAUGGUAAAGCUUUUAGUUGUUUAGGAAAAGAAUUGGAAAUGAUCAAUCAGGAUGUUUGUAUAUUUUAUAAAUCUCAAUCUGUUUAUCAUGAUUUUGGAGGUGUUGCAUUGGAAAUUGAAGAAGGUAAGAAAAUUGCUAAUGCUUUAGGAAAUGGAAAAGGUGUAGUUUUGAAAAAUCAUGGAUUAUUAACUGUUGGUAGUACUGUUGAUGAAGCUGCUUAUUUGUUUACAUUAAUGGAACAAAGUUGUAAAGUUGAAUUAAUUGCUAAAGCAGCUUUAAAAAAUGGUGAGAAAUUACAUAUUAUUGGUGAUGAAGAAGCUGCUUAUUGUGAACAUCAUGAUGGUGAUCCAGAAACUUUAUAUACUGAAUUUCAACCUGAUUAUGAAAUGGAAAUUUAUUUAGAUGAUAAAUUUUUGAAUUAA